AUGGACUUCGCCGCGAGGACGAUGGGUACCCUUCUCCCCAAGCUGGUUCUGCUCCUGAAAGAAGAGUACCAUCUGCAGAAGAGCGUGAAGGAAGGGAUCAAGUUCCUCAUAGCCGAGCUCGAGAGUAUGCAAGCCGCCCUUGAGAAGGUGUCCGACGUACCGGCAGACCAGCUCGACAAGCAAGUGAAACUUUGGGCUAGAGAUGUCCGCGAGAUGUCCUAG
Messenger RNA from Miscanthus lutarioriparius, 222 nucleotides. NCBI's taxonomy places the organism in Eukaryota, Viridiplantae, Streptophyta, Magnoliopsida, Poales, Poaceae. The record is from the annotation of a GenBank genome assembly.